AUCCAGGCGGCUUCGAGAUUCCCUGUCGCGCCGGGGUCCCAGCCGCCGCGCGCCCCAGACCUGGCCGCAGGCGCCCUGCAUUCCGGACGGCCGGCGACCCCUGGCGGAGGGAGGCAGGGAAGGUCCCCGACGGCAGGAGACCGAUGGCGGGGGCCGGGGGUCCCCUGCGCCUCCGCGACUGGCUGGUGGCGCAGAUCGAGAGUGGGCGCUACGCGGGGUUGUGCUGGGAGGACGCAGACAAGACCCUCUUCCGUAUCCCCUGGAAGCACGCGGCCCGGCAGGGCUACCGGGCGCAGCAGGACGCGGCGCUCUUCAGGGCCUGGGCCAUACACAAGGGCAAACACCUAGAGGGCAUCGACAAGGAGGACCCCCCCACCUGGAAGACCAGACUCCGCUGUGCUCUCAACAAAAGUGCUGACUUCUGUGAGGUGCGUGAGCGCAGCCAUCGGGACAGCUCCAGCCCCUACAAAGUCUACAGGAUCGUGGCCUACGGUGCCCAUGGCCCAGGUGCCAGAGCUUGUGCUCCCCCUGAAAAGAACAUUCCACGGAAGCAGCAGGAGCCCCCUGGAGAAGUGACUGAGCUGGCCUGCGGGACAGACCAGGAUGAUUCCAGAUCAACCACAGAGGAUAAGGACACCAAGCAAGCCCCCAGGCAGACCCAGCAGGGCUCCCUGCCACCAGCGGCUCGGCUCCCAGCCCCUCUGGCUGACCACAGGUACCAGGCACAGGACCCUACACACCACUGGAGCCCCUUGCUCUCUGAGGACUUCAGCAACCCUGAUUGCUGGCUGCACGUGCGGCUGUUCUACCGCGGGAAGCUGGUGCGCGAAACCACCACGCGCGUGGCCGAGGGCUGCCGCCUGAGCCCCCAGGAGGUCACCGCUGCGGAAGGCCUGCUGGGACCGCCAAGAUGCAUGGCGCAGGUGUGCUUCCCGGAGCCGCCCCCCGGCGCCCGCGUGCUGGAGCGCUUGCUGCAGCACCUGGAGCGGGGCGUGCUGCUGUGGGUGGCCCCCGAGGGUGGCCCGCUCGCCCCGCAUCGCGCGCAGCCCAACAAACUGGAGCGUGAGCACACCUGCCAGCUGCUGGACACGCUACUCUUCCUCGAGGAAUUGCGCGCCCACCUUCAGGACGGUCACCAGGAGCCCGAGUACCAAAUCCGUCUGUGCUUUGGUGAGGAGUACCCAGGGCCGCCAGACCAGCCGGAGGAGCGGCUCAUCAUGGCCCAUGUGGAGCCAGUCUUCGCCAGGGAGCUCUUCCUGCACUGGAAGCGCCACUACAGUGGUGUCCCAGCAGCACCGACGGUGUCCCUCACCUGCUGACACAGCUGAGUCAGCAGUGAAGGGUCACUUGCUCCUCUCCUGUCGUCCCAAGUCAGCCUUCCUCCCGUGGGUGCGGACCCUACUGCAAACCUGCCCAAAU
This is a messenger RNA of Mustela lutreola (European mink), 1419 nucleotides long. RefSeq names its product interferon regulatory factor 4-like. NCBI's taxonomy places the organism in Eukaryota, Metazoa, Chordata, Mammalia, Carnivora, Mustelidae. Gene Ontology annotation, cellular component: nucleus. Gene Ontology annotation, biological process: regulation of transcription by RNA polymerase II; immune system process. The record is from RefSeq and is a predicted model, not a curated record. Gene Ontology annotation, molecular function: protein binding; DNA-binding transcription factor activity, RNA polymerase II-specific; RNA polymerase II cis-regulatory region sequence-specific DNA binding.